AUGUCAGAUAAGAGUGACAUCAACAGCACGUCACCUAGGCGUGUGACUGUACGAGGCGCAGGCAAGCUUCACCGGUGCCCUUCACGAGCAAAGAGCAUCGAUUCAUCGGCUUUUCAAGAUAGCAGCGAAGAACUGUUUCAGCAGGCAGCAAAGAAAGGCGAUCUUAAUACUGUGGAGCGCCUUAUUACUGAUGGAGUAAACAUCAAUGCUCGAGGGCCAACAAAUAAUGGACGAACCGCCCUCCAGACGGCCGCACAUGAGGGACACAAAGAAAUCAUUGAAAUACUUAUUCGGGCGAGGGCAGACGUCAAUGCUCUUCCAGCGAAAAUUAAAGGACGAACCGCACUCCAGGCGGCAGCUGAAGGGGGGUACGAAGAUAUUGUCGAAGUCCUUAUUCGGGCCGGAGCAGAUGUUAACGCUGCCCCUGCCGAAGUUGAAGGACGAACCGCACUCCAGGCGGCAGCUGAAGGGGGGUAUGAAGAUAUUGUCGAAGUCCUUAUUCGGGCUGGAGCAGAUGUUAACGCUGCCCCUGCCGAAGUUGAAGGACGAACCGCACUCCAGUCGGCUGCGGGAAAAGGGCACGAAGUUACUGUUGAACGCCUCAUUCGAAGUGGGGCUGAGGUAAAUGCUUCUCCGUCGGAAAAUGGAGGAGAAACUGCACUCCAGGCAGCCGCCGACCGGUGCGAUCAAACUAUUGUCGACUGUCUCCUUCAGGCGGGAGCAGACGUUAAUGCUCCACCAGCUAAAGUUGAAGGGCGAACCGCCCUCCAAGCAGCCGCUGGACAGGGUGAUCAAGGCCUUGUUAGUCAUCUCAUUGAGGCUGGAGCGCAGAUUAAUGCCCCACCAGCCGAAAUUGGAGGACGAACUGCUCUCCAAGCAGCAGCCGAGCGGGGGCACGAAGCCAUUGUUAGGUAUCUUAUUGAGGCAGGAGCUAAUGUUAAUGCUCCACCAGCUAAUGUUGGAGGGCGAACUGCACUUCAGGCGGCCGCUAAAAGAGGAUACAAAGCUAUCAUUAAGUACCUUAUCCUAGCUUCCGCAAAUAUCAAUGCUCCUCUAGCUAAAGUUGGAGGACGAACCGUACUCCAGGCCGCUACUGAGCAGGGAGAUGAAACUUUAGUUAACAGUCUUAUUCAGGCGGGAGCAGACGCCAACACUCCCCCAGCCGAAGUUGAAGGACGAACCGCACUCCAGGCCGCCGCUGAGCAGGGAGAUCGAGAUAUUGUGAAUUAUCUUAUGAAGGCUGGAGUACAUAUCAAUGCUCCUCCGGCCGAAGUUAGAGGACGAACUGCACUCCAGGCAGCUGCCGAUCGGUGCGAUCAAACUAUUAUCGACUGUCUCCUUCAGGCGGGAGCAGACGUUAAUGCUCCACCAGCUAAAGUUGAAGGGCGAACCGCCCUCCAAGCAGCCGCUAGACAGGGUGAUCAAGGCCUUAUUAGUCAUCUAAUUAAGGCUGGAGCGCAGAUCAAUGCCCCACCAGCCGAAGUUGGAGGUCGCACUACGCUCCAAGCAGCAGCCGAGCGGGGGCACGAAGCCAUUGUUAGGUAUCUUAUUGAGGCGGGAGCAGAUGUCAAUGCCGCGCCAGCCCAGGAUAGUGGACGAACCGCACUGCAAGCAGCCGCAGAUUGGGGUGAUCCGACUCUUAUCGACUACCUUAUUCAGGCAGGAGCAGACGUUAAUUCUUCCCCGGCCGAAGCUGGAGGCCGAACUGCGCUCCAGGCGGCAGCCGAGGAGGGACACGAAGAUAUUGUGGACGUCCUUAUUCGGAGUGGAUCUGAGAUAAAUGCUUCUCCAUCGGAAGAUCGAGGAGAGACUGCUCUCCAGGCGGCCGCCAAAGGAGGGCAUGAGGCUGUUUUUAAAUACCUCAUUCGCGCUGGAGCAGAGGUGAAUGCUCCUGCAUCGGAAGAUGAAGGACAAACUGCGCUUCAAGCAGCUGUUGGAUUAGGCAAUCAAGACCUUGUCAAUCACCUUAUUGAGGCUGGAGCAGAGGUCAAUGCCCCCCAGCCCAAGAUAGGGGGCGAACCGCUCUCCAGGCAGCCGCCGACCGCUGAAGUUGAAGGACGUACUGCUCUCCAGGCAGCCGCCGGGCAGUGUGAUCAAGGCCUUGUUAGUCAUCUCAUUGAGGCUGGAGCGCAGAUCAAUGCCCCACCAGCCGAAAUUAGAGGACGAACUGCGCUCCAAGCAGCAGCCGAGCGGGGGCACGAAGCCAUUGUUAGGUAUCUUAUUGAGGCGGGGGCUGAUGUUAAUGCUCCACCAGCUAAUGUUGGAGGGCGAACUGCACUUCAGGCGGCCGCUAAAAGAGGAUACAAAGCUAUCAUUAAGUACCUUAUCCUAGCUUCCGCAAAUAUCAAUGCUCCUCCAGCUAAAGUUGGAGGACGAACCGCACUCCAGGCAGCAGCCGAAUGGGGACAUAAAGCUAUUAUCGAAUGCCUGAUUCAAGCAGGAGCAAACGUUAAUGCCCCUCCAGCCCAAGAUGGGGGACGAACCGCACUCCAGGCUGCCGCUGAGCAGGGAGAUCGAGAUCUUGUGAAUUAUCUUAUGGAGGCUGGUGCAUAUGUUAACGCUCCUCCGGCCGAAUUUAGAGGACGAACCGCACUCCAGGCAGCGACCGGACAGGGAGAUCGAGUCCUUGUCAGUUAUCUUAUUGAGGCUGGUGCGCAUAUUAAUGCACCCCCGGCUAAAGAUAGAGGACGAACAACACUCCAAGCAGCCGCCGGACAAGGAGAUCGAGGCCUUGUUCGUUAUCUUAUUGAGGCUAGAGCGCAGAUCAAUGCCCCACCAGCCGAAGUUGGAGGUCGUACUGCGCUCCAAGCAGCAGCCGAGCGGGGGCACGAAGCUAUUGUUAGGUAUCUUAUUGAGGCGGGAGCAGAUGUCAAUGCCGCGCCAGCCCAGGAUAGUGGACGAACCGCACUGCAAGCAGCCGCAGAUUGGGGUGAUCCGACUCUUAUCGACUACCUUAUUCAGGCAGGAGCAGACGUCAAUUCUUCCCCGGCCGAAGCUAGAGGCCGAACUGCGCUCCAGGCGGCAGCCGAGGAGGGACACGAAGAUAUUGUUGAAUUCCUUCUUCAGGCUGGGGCAAAGGUCAACGCUUCUCCAGCCAAGUUUGGAGGACGAACCGCACUGCAGGCAGCAGCCGAAUCGGGUAAUCAACCUCUUGUAAACCGGCUCAUUGAAAUUGGGGCAUGCGUCAACGCCCCCAAAGCCGAAGUCGAAGGACGAACCGCGAUUCAAGCAGCUGCGGCAAACGGCCAUACUCAUGUUAUACAUACCCUUCGCAAAGCUGGGGCGGAAACAGAUUUAACAACAAUGGAUUUUCGAGGCGAUGACACACUCAUCAAAGCUGCGACGGAUAAACCCAACUCUGAUCAUCACGUUCGAAGACGGUUGAUUGUUUGUUGUGAUGGCACGUGGAACAGAAACGAUACCGACGGUCCUCUUUCCAACGUCGCUAGAAUUUCACGUUGCAUAGAAGAUUUGGACACACGAAGCGGCGACCAAAUCUUCACCCAAAUCAUUCAUUACCAGUCUGGGAUCGGAACGAGUACGAACUUGUUAUAUGACUUGUGGGAAGGUAUAUUCGCAUCGGAGAUACUCCGAGCCAUACGAGAUGCUUACGGUUUCAUUUGUGAUAACUACUUUGACAAAAAUGAUGAAAUAAUACUUAUUGGGUUUUCUAGGGGGGCUUUUACGGUUCGGGCAGUUGCCUGCUUAAUUCAAAAAAUCGGUAUCCUGCGACGGUACGGCAGAUACUAUCUAAGUGACUAUCUGACUUACUGGGAGAACGAGGUGGCACGUCCUGGUAAAAUGCCCCCUUGGGUAGCAUGGCAGUACAAAAAAGAGAAAGAAUUUUGGGGAAAGAAAGGUCUCGAGGAUGACCUCCGAAAAUUGGAGCGAGACGGCUUAUGCCUGCGACACGUGAAUAUAAAAGUCUGCGCGGUCUGGGAUACUGUUGCGUCUCUCGUGUCGAAGAAUGUUGAUUUGGGCCAGUCGGAGCCUUGCCAAGAUAUCGAAAACACAUUUCAAGCAUUGGCCCUUGACGACCGCAGGCGUCCAUUUAGUCCGAAAAUAUGGAGACGAAGAGUGAAUCCUACACGAACAUUGAAGCAGUGCUGGUUCCGUGGAAUGCAUGGGGAUGUUGGUGGUGGCGCCAACAAGAUCUCAGGACUCUCGGACCUUUCCCUUGCUUGGAUGAUAUCUCAAUUACGCCCCUUUGUUCUUUUCAAUACGACAAAGGUACUGGACCUCGUGAAAGACCCAGAAGCUGUACGUCUUGGGAAAAAUAAGAAGAUCGAGGAUCCCAGCAUAACACGGCGCGCGUUUGAGCUACGCGAUUCAAUACACUGGAUUUACUGGUUAUUAUGGGGCCCUCAGGACAGAAACCCUGGUUGGUAUAUGCCGAAAUCUUUGGAAACCAUACAUUUCUCCGUCCGCGCGUUCUGGGGAGAGGAAAGAUAUCUUGGGCCUCGGAAAGGGAAACUAGGUACAUGCCAGUCAUUAAGUGACUACAGGAUGACGCAAACCCACAAUACGUGGUACUGGGACCACAAAGAAAGGGGCUCCAUACAGGAGGACAAACCAUACAAAGCAGAACACCAAAUCUGGAAGGCUUGGAAACGAUUGUGGCCCUUGAAUUCAGACCACGCAGACAAACGACGCGUGCUUCAAAUCCAUCGCACUCUACGAAAGCUAUGGCGAAGAUGA
This is a messenger RNA of Penicillium daleae, 4698 nucleotides long. RefSeq lists its product as uncharacterized. Gene Ontology annotation, molecular function: protein binding. NCBI's taxonomy places the organism in Eukaryota, Fungi, Ascomycota, Eurotiomycetes, Eurotiales, Aspergillaceae. The transcript has 3 exons. The coding region runs from base 1 to 4698 and encodes 1565 amino acids. The record is from RefSeq and is a predicted model, not a curated record.